CAUGUACUUUUUAAUAUAAGAUUUCUCAGAGGUAUCUGUUUCUUCAGGUUCAAUUCCGCAAUUGCGUCAAGCAAAAUACCAAACAGGCCCUAAGGAGUCUUCUCGUUUUCUUCGCCAUCGUUCCUUUCUCCCUCUCUCUUCGAUGGCGACGAUCGCCAACAACAAUCUCAACGCGAAGCUUGUUCUCCUCGGAGACAUGGGCGCUGGCAAGUCCAGCCUCGUUCUUCGAUUCGUCAAAGGCCAGUUCCUUGAAUUCCAGGAAUCAACUAUUGGUGCUGCUUUCUUCUCACAGACGCUGGCGUUGAAUGAUGCAACUGUGAAAUUUGAGAUCUGGGAUACAGCGGGCCAGGAGCGGUACCAUAGCUUGGCUCCUAUGUACUAUAGAGGAGCUGCUGCAGCGAUCAUCGUCUAUGAUAUUUCUACCACGGAAUCUUUUGAGCGGGCUAAGAAGUGGGUGCAAGAGCUUCAGAAACAAGGUAAUCCAAACAUGGUGAUGGCGCUGGCAGGGAACAAAGCUGAUUUGGAAGAUAAAAGGAAAGUGACUGCUGAGGAAGCUCGCUCAUAUGCUGAGGAGAAUGGUCUUUUCUUCAUGGAAACCUCUGCCAAAACUGCCAUCAACGUGAAUGACAUCUUCUAUGAAAUAGCAAGAAAGUUGCCUCGAGCUCAGCCUGCUCAGAAUCCAACAGGGAUGGUUCUCGUGGAUAGACCAGCAGAACGAUCUCAGGCUGCAGCAUGUUGUUCAUAGCACUUGUUACAUAUAAAAUACCCAUGCUACGGGGUGCCCCAGUUGGCCAGUAUAUAUCGUUUAAGAAGGUUAUUAACUCUCCAAAUGCUUGAGAAGGGUGGUUGAAUGGCUGUUGGCUUGUUUGCGGUGGGAUGAGUUGGUGCAACUCAUGAAAUGUUAUUCAAGGUCUGAUAUAUUAGUGGGUCCCACCAUUUACACAUUAAGAACGGCACCAAAUUUUAUUUUUCUCUGUUUUGAACUUGUCAAAGAUAUUUGUGAUGAGCACUGUACAUUUUAGAUCUUGUGUGCCUAUCUACCAACUUCUUGAUAUGAAACAAUGCUGCCUUGUGAAGUUAAAUGUUGCCAUUUUA
Messenger RNA from Magnolia sinica, 1095 nucleotides. Its product is annotated as ras-related protein Rab5. NCBI's taxonomy places the organism in Eukaryota, Viridiplantae, Streptophyta, Magnoliopsida, Magnoliales, Magnoliaceae. Gene Ontology annotation, molecular function: GTPase activity; GTP binding. The transcript has 9 exons. Bases 143 to 745 code for a protein of 200 amino acids. The record is from RefSeq and is a predicted model, not a curated record.